AUGGAUAGAGGUCACCGCUACCCAUAUAAUGCUGUUGUAUGGAAUAAGCUUCUGUCUAGCAAAGUUCAGAUGUUUACUUGGAUUCUCAGUCUUAACAGAUUGAAAACUAAAGAUAGAUUAGCAGCUCAGGGUUGGCUGGCAGACACCAACUGCCCCUUCUGUGAUGACCAUGAGUCCCACGACCACCUUUUCCUAUCAUGCAACUUCUCCAAGCAGAUCUGGGUUCCAUGGCUAUCUAAAAUUGGUAUUAUCUCUCUCCCCACAAGCAUCAACCACUGUCUCUCUAUCUGUUCUGACAAGUCCCUCCACUCAUCCGUUAGACUUCUAUGGGGCUUCAGUUUUCCUACGUCUUCUACGCCUCAGCAUAUCAUCAACCAGGCGGUUCACUUUCUUCUUUUCUGGACAGGUGUCUCCUCUUCCAAGAAAGCUAGUAAGUUGAACAAGCUCAUCUUUAGCUCGGGGCUCCCCGAUAUUGCAGAAUCAAGUGCAGAUAGCAAUGGUCUUCCUAUCCCUCAUGGGUAG
Molecule: messenger RNA, 522 nt
Organism: Asparagus officinalis (garden asparagus)
Lineage: Eukaryota; Viridiplantae; Streptophyta; Magnoliopsida; Asparagales; Asparagaceae
Exons: 2
Coding region: 1-522 (173 amino acids)
Source: RefSeq, a predicted model, not a curated record